UCCACACCUCCUCUACCGCUCUCUCAUUAGAGCUUAACACUCUCUCCUAUAUCACAGCUUCCUUCUCUCCCCCCCCCCCCCCCCCCCCCCUCUCUCUUCCUCCAUCUAAAGGUGUCUAUUCCUUCACCUCUAGAGAGAUGUCUGGAGUGUGGGUCUUCAGGAACGGCGUGGUUCAUCUGGUCGAAAAUCCGGCAACGGAACCAUUGGACGGCGGCGGUAGCCGGCAGGCAUUGAACAGUCGUCGCAAAGUUUUAGUUCACACACCCAGUAACGAAGUUAUAACUUCCUAUGCUGUACUUGAGAGGAAGCUGUUGGGGUUAGGGUGGGAAAGGUAUUACAAUGACCCAGACUUGCUUCAGUUCCACAAGAGAGACACAGUUCAUCUCAUCUCUCUCCCUAUAGACUUUAGCAGGUUCAGGUCCUUGCACAUGUAUGACAUAGUUGUUAAGAACCGUAAUUGUUUUGAAGUUAGGGAUAUGUAGCUCUCCUCUUCCCCAGCCCCCUUCUCUGCUAUUUCUCUUUCUUUAUGUGUCUCUCUAAGAAGGUGGAAGUGAAGUUGAGGACUUAAUUUAGGGUUGUUUUCGGACUGGAUUAAUGUGUUGUUGUGUGCUUUUAUUAUGUAAAUUAUUGUUGUAUCCAGCUUCAUUAAUGAAAUAUGGGUUUAUUGUGUGUUUA
This is a messenger RNA of Macadamia integrifolia, 675 nucleotides long. Its product is annotated as flowering-promoting factor 1-like protein 3. The transcript has a single exon. Lineage: Eukaryota; Viridiplantae; Streptophyta; Magnoliopsida; Proteales; Proteaceae. Gene Ontology annotation, biological process: regulation of flower development. The coding region runs from base 138 to 482 and encodes 114 amino acids. The record is from RefSeq and is a predicted model, not a curated record.